UUAGUUUAGCCCCAGGGACACGCAGCAUCUUCAAGAUGAAGUUGUCUGCUUGUAUUUUUAUUAUCGCCGCUAUUGGCAUUUGCUUGGUGCAUUCCAAAACGCAAAAAAGUCCCGUUAUCGACAACAUAACGGACAUGAAAGAAUUAAAAAAAUUGUUUCGCACAAAAACAAACGUGCUCAUACUGUUCGUGAGUGGAAUGAAGGAAAACAACGCUGUACUUGCGUCCUUCCGGGAGGCUGCCCACACCGUCAAGGGUCAAGGAACGAUGGUGCUGUUCGAUUGUAACAAUUCUGAGGUGAAGAAAAUUUGCAAAAAGCUCAAAGCCACACCGGCACCCUUUGCACUGAAGCAUUUCAAGGAUGGAGAUUUCCACAAAGACUACGAUCGUCAGCUAACGGCAACUAGUAUGGUCAACUUUAUGCGCGAUCCAACCGGAGAUCUUCCCUGGGAAGAGGAUCCAAUCGGGGUCGAUGUGAUGCACGUUCCAGAUGCGGUGACGCUAGGUAAAUUUUUGAAAAAAGAAGUCAAACCAACGCUAGUGAUGUUUUACGCUCCGUGGUGUGGUUUCUGCAAGACGCUAAAGCCGGAAUUUUCAGCUGCCGCUACGGAACUGAAAGGACGAUAUGUGCUGGCAGCGAUUGAUGUGAAUCGACCAGAAAAUUCUAUCAUUCGCAAGCAAUACAACAUAACCGGCUUCCCUACAUUGCUGUACUACGAGAACGGUCGCAUGAAGUACACAUUUGAGGGAGAAAACAACAAAGCAGGAAUCGUCGCGUUCAUGAAAAACCCGACCGCCCCUCCACCAACCAAACCAAAGGAACCGGAUUGGGCUUCGGAAAGCUCGUCCGAAAUUGUCCACUUAACGGUGGGCAAUUUUGAACCCGCCCUGAAGGAUGAGAAAUCGGUACUGGUAAUGUUUUACGCUCCGUGGUGUGGCCAUUGCAAGAAGAUGAAGCCCGAAUACGAGAAGGCAGCCGAAAUCAUGAAGGCAAAAAACAUUCCCGGCGUGUUAGCAGCACUCGAUGCGACGAAGGAAGCUCCUAUUGGCCACCAGUACGGUGUGAAGGGCUAUCCGACCGUAAAGUAUUUUAGCAAUGGCGAAUUCAAGUUCGACGUCAAUGUACGGGAAGCCGAUAAGAUUGUAAAAUUUAUGCAGAAUCCAACAGAGCCACCACCACCCCCGGCUCCAGAAGCACCGUGGGAAGACGAACCGUCCGAGGUGGUGCACUUGAAUGAGGAAACAUUUAAACCGUUCCUGAAGAAAAAGAAGCACGUGCUCGUGAUGUUUUAUGCACCAUGGUGUGGCCACUGUAAGCGAGCGAAGCCGGAAUUUGCUCGAGCGGCGGAACAUUUCAAAGAUGAUCCGAAAACUGAACUGGCUGCGAUCGACUGUACACGGCACAGUGCCGUCUGUUCAAGCUACGAAGUGCGCGGAUAUCCUACGAUUAAGUAUUUUAGCUACCUUAAAACCGUACGGGAGUACAACGGUGGCCGGACGGAGACUGAUUUUAUUGGCUACCUUAAGGAUCCCACCGCUGCUGCCACCGCAAAGACUGACAAAGUAGCUGAAGCGUUCGGAGACUUUCCCGGCUCGGACGAGAUGCUCGUACUGACGGACGCAAACUUCGACGAAGUGACUAAACAGGAACCAAAUCUUUUGAUUAUGUUCUACGCUCCUUGGUGUGGCCACUGUAAGCACAUGAAGCCCGACUUUGCCAAGGUAGCGCAGCUGUUGGCUGCUGAAAAAGUGCCCGCGAAAGUUGCUGCUCUAGACUGCACGGUGCAUGCGAAAACGGCCGAACGAUUCCAGAUUCGAGGCUAUCCGACGCUAAAAUUUUUCACCAAUGGGCAAUUUCAGAAAAAUUACGAAGGUAAACGAACUGCCCAGGAUAUGUUGCAGUUCUUGCGAUCGGGUGGAUCUGCAGCGAAGGAUGAGCUGUAA
Molecule: messenger RNA, 1943 nt
Organism: Anopheles maculipalpis
Lineage: Eukaryota; Metazoa; Arthropoda; Insecta; Diptera; Culicidae
Product: protein disulfide-isomerase A5
Exons: 6
Coding region: 36-1943 (635 amino acids)
Biological process (GO): protein folding
Cellular component (GO): endoplasmic reticulum
Molecular function (GO): protein disulfide isomerase activity
Source: RefSeq, a predicted model, not a curated record